CUCAAACAACCCCCCUUCCCCCCUUCCAUCCCCCCAAAAAACCCUUGGCCUGUUGGGAUCAACCUCCCUUGUUCCCUACCUUCCCUCGUCUUCCUAUCUUCCACCCAUCCUCCCUGAACUCCAACCGUCCUCUGCUGCAAUAAGAUCUCUCCAUCCCAUCCGCCAAGCUGUCGGACAUGUCAGGACCCGUGCCGAGCCGGGCCCGUGUGUACACUGAGGUCAACACCCACCGGCCCAGGGAGUACUGGGACUACGAGUCCCAUGUAGUUGAAUGGGGAAACCAGGAUGACUUUCAGUUAGUGCGGAAGCUUGGGCGUGGCAAGUACAGUGAAGUUUUUGAGGCAAUCAACAUCACCAAUAAUGAGAAAGUUGUGGUGAAGAUACUGAAGCCUGUGAAGAAAAAGAAAAUCAAGCGUGAGAUUAAGAUUUUGGAGAAUUUACGCGGAGGUCCUAACAUCAUCUCCCUCAUAGAUAUUGUGAAAGACCCUGUAUCCCGCACACCCGCUUUGGUCUUUGAACAUGUCAACAACACAGACUUCAAGCAACUGUACCAGACCCUGACAGACUAUGACAUCCGGUUCUACAUGUACGAGAUCCUCAAAGCCCUGGACUACUGCCACAGCAUGGGAAUUAUGCAUAGAGAUGUGAAGCCACAUAACGUGAUGAUUGAUCAUGAACACCGCAAGUUACGCCUUAUUGACUGGGGCCUGGCAGAGUUUUACCAUCCGGGACAGGAGUAUAAUGUCAGAGUCGCCUCUCGCUACUUUAAAGGACCUGAGCUCUUAGUGGACUAUCAGGUAUGCCUGUGUGCUAGUAUGCUUCAGGUGGAUUUUAAUUAUGUCAUUGGUAGAGAAAAUAAUGACUUUUUGGUGAGAAUAGCCAAGGUUCUGGGAACUGAAGACCUGUACGACUACAUUGACAAGUACAACAUUGAGCUGGAACCUCGCUUCAAUGACAUUCUGGGAAGGCAUUCACGUAAGCGGUGGGAGAGGUUCGUCCACAGUGAGAACCAGCACUUGGUCAGCCCCGAGGCUCUGGAUUUCUUGGACAAGCUGCUGCGCUAUGACCACCAAGCCCGGCUGACCGCCCAUGAGGCCAUGGAUCACCCUUACUUCUUCCCCAUUGUGAAAGAUCAGUCUCGUGUGGCCGGAUCAGCCAACUUGCCCAGUGGGAAUACAGCUGUUAGCACAGCCAGCAUGAUCACUGGUAUCUCUGCCUUGCCAGCCUCCACUGCCCUAGGCCCUCUCAUUGGCACGCCGGUCCUGUCUGCUGCCACCAAUGCCCUAAGCACCCCGGUGCCCGCUGCUGCUGGUGCCCCACAGUGACACCCCAUCUAAAUCCUCAUCUCUCCCAUCUCCACCACCACCACCACCACCACCACCACCACCCAGCUCGGGUGAAGAACUAGACAGGUGCCAUUCUGCCAGCCCUCACCACAUCCUGUCUAACUCAGUGUGCCCCUGGCUGGAGGACACUGUCGUCAAAGAAAAAAAAAAGUUUCUGCAUUCCUUUCCUUCCUUGAAUGAACGUGUUUACCUGACAUCUGAAAUGAAUGUUCUGUGUAACUGAAAUAUACAGGUAAUCCCUCCAUUUUCUCACAAGCUGUAGUGAUUACAUGGGUGUGUGUUUGUGUGGUGAGUCUGAGAGCGAGUGUUGUCCAUGGCGGAUUUGGGUCUCAGGACCCGCCCAGCCCCACCCUGUGUUUUAGUUUGGACAGUGAAGGCACUGGUCAAUAAGUACAUCAACAGAAGGCAAAAGA
Seriola dumerili (greater amberjack) is the source of this 1759-nucleotide messenger RNA. Its product is annotated as casein kinase II subunit alpha-like. The transcript has 12 exons. Bases 177 to 1325 code for a protein of 382 amino acids. NCBI's taxonomy places the organism in Eukaryota, Metazoa, Chordata, Actinopteri, Carangiformes, Carangidae. Gene Ontology annotation, molecular function: protein serine/threonine kinase activity; ATP binding. Gene Ontology annotation, biological process: protein phosphorylation. The record is from RefSeq and is a predicted model, not a curated record. Gene Ontology annotation, cellular component: protein kinase CK2 complex; nucleus; cytosol.